This is a messenger RNA of Klebsormidium nitens, 1695 nucleotides long. Lineage: Eukaryota; Viridiplantae; Streptophyta; Klebsormidiophyceae; Klebsormidiales; Klebsormidiaceae. The record is from the annotation of a GenBank genome assembly.
AUGAUGGAGAGCAUCUCGUAUGAGAGGUAUCCGAAGGAGAUUGCACUAACCAUCCCCUCUCCCCGCUCUAUGAAAGAUGGGAGCUCCCCCCUCCAAACCCCAUCUCGGGUCGCCCCCAAAACACCCAACUUCCGAAACCCUCGGCUCCCAGCGGGGGGUUUCAGCCAGCCCGAGCAAAUUCCUGCUUCUCCCCCCCCUCAAACUGCUGCGGAAGCUGCCAGGCAGCACGAGGCUCAGGAGGCGGAGGUUGCGGUGGAGCCGAGAAAAGUGUUCUGGGACGAGGCAAAGGGCCAGGUAAAACUGGCUGCACCGAUCGUUGGCAUGAACCUGGUGCAGAUGCUGCUCGUGCUGAGCUCAGCGGCGUUCGUGGGGCAUCUGGGGACGCUUGAGCUGGCGAGCUGUCAGCUGGCGACAACGCUGGCCAAUGCGACGGGUCAUUAUGUGCUGAUUGGCAUGAUCCUCGGCUUCGAGACCCUCGGCGGGCGCGCGUUUGGCGCGGGCCAGUACACCGAGCUCGGCCACAUGAUGCUAUGCUCCGUCAUUCUCCUCACCCUAGUUGCUGUACUCGUCUGCGCCAUAUGGACUCAAGCCUACCCGAUUCUCCUCUUACUGGGACAAGACCCCGAACUGGCGAAAAUGGCGGCGCGCUACCUGAUCUUCCUCAUCCCUAGCAUGUUUGCGCACGCAUGGUCUGCGCCGCUAGUCGUGUUUCUACAGUCCCAGGGGGUCACGGGGCCGCUCGCGUGGUGUUCUGCACUGACUCUGGUGCUGCACGUGCCGGCCAACUGGCUCUUAAUCUACUACCUGGGCUGGAAAUCCGACGGCGCCGCGAUCGCCACGUCGAUCUCCUACUGCGUCAUGUUCCUCAUCCUGGCCGCACACGUGUACUUCACCAAGCGCUACGCGCCCUCGCGGCCGCGCUUCGCGUGGAACAAAACCUUCCGCAACUGGCGGCCGCUCGUCAAGCUGGCGGCGCCGUCCACCGUCAUGCUCUGCCUCGAGUUCUGGGCGUUCGACAUUCUGUACAUCCUGGCGGGGCUGCUGCCGGACCCGAUCGUCGUCGUGUCCGCACUGUCCGUCGCCAUGAACGCGUCGUGGCUCGCAUCCAUGACGUACAUUGGGCUGGGAGCCGCGCUGAGCACGCGCGUGUCCACCGAGCUCGGCUCCAACUCCAGCACCAAAGCGCGCGUGGCCGCGCGCGUCGGCCUCACCGCGGGCGCGUUCCUGGGGGUGUGCGUGUGCGCGAUCAUCCUGGCGACCGCGCGCUGGGUGCCGCUCAUCUUCGUUAGUGCCGAAGACACCAAAGUGCUGCGCCUCUCCACCCAGCUCAUGAUGAUCCUGGCCUGCCUCGCGUUCUCGGACGCCAUCUCGCAAAACGCCGGAGGUGUUAUUCGCGGCUGCGGACGUCAGCCGCUCGGCGCGACAAUCACUCUUUCGGCUUACUACGUCAUAGGGCUGCCCACGUGCGCCGCGCUGGCGUUUGGCUUCAAGCUGGGCAUCUGGGGUCUCGUGGGAGGUCAGAUCCUGGGAGUCACGUGCCAGGCCGCGUUCCUUGCGACAGCUGUCGCCUUCACAAACUGGCCACGUCAGGCUGCCAGAGCGCUGGCCUCAGUGUUGGAGACCGGCAGGGCCGACGCACAGCCCACGGCCAACGAGAAUGAGCGAGCGACUGAAGGGGACCGGCUCGAAAUCUAG